AUGGAAACGCUCUGUACGAUCCCUGCUGGAGUGAUGGCCUCGACGUCGAACUCUGCUCCGCCGGGACGGUCGCCAGACAUCUCUCAGCCUGUGGCUGAGAUGCAGAUCGACGCUGAUCAAGCGGGUGAGGUUCAUCGGGUAACGUCGGAGAUACAUACCUCCAGCUCUGUGGCUCCUGCAGACUUUGGGAGGAACGAGAAUGAGGUGAUCAGUGAGGGGGGCCUGGAGAUCUAA
Messenger RNA from Linum trigynum, 234 nucleotides. NCBI's taxonomy places the organism in Eukaryota, Viridiplantae, Streptophyta, Magnoliopsida, Malpighiales, Linaceae. The record is from the annotation of a GenBank genome assembly.